AUGACGUUCCCAUACAAGCAUUUCUUGGUUAUUGGCGCCACGGCGGGUAUCGGCAAGGCUCUUGCCUCCCGCCUGGUGGAAUCUGGAGCCAAGGUGACCGUGGUGGGUCGGCGCCAGGACCGUCUGGAUGAAUUCGUGCAAGCACAUGGCGAGCAACAGACCAAAGGCGUGCCAUUCGACAUUGGCGACCUCGACAAAAUUCCCGAAUUUGCUGCGGGUGUGAUGAGCGAAUCCCCCGAUAUUGAUGCGGUCUUUCUCAAUGCUGGCGUGCAGAGAUCAUACGAUCUGGCGGAGCGGGAGAAGUUCAAUCUGCCGGAAUUCCAUGAAGAGGUGAAGGUGAACUUCUCCAGCGUUGUCGCCCUAACCCAUGCCUUCUUGCCAUAUUUGCAGAAGAACCCUAAUCCGACCAGUUUCAUUUUUACUGGCGCGAAUCUCGCCAUCGUGCCUGCCGCUACCCUUCCGGCUUACUCGGCGUCCAAGGCCGCGCUCAAUGUAUUUGCUCUCAGUCUUCGUGAACAACUCCGCCACUCCAACACCAAAGUGAUCGAGAUUUCCCCACCGGCGGUGCAGACGGAAUUGCACGAUUACAUGGGCGAAGAAGCAGGUCGCAAGCUGGGCAUGCCGCUGGACACGUUCACCCAGCAGGCGUAUCAGGGACUGGCGGACGGGAAAGACCAAAUUAUCAUCGGCAGCAUUGGGCCCGCGGACACAUUCAAUGGAAUUGUGGACAGCCGCCGCACGGCUUUUGAGAAUCUGGCCAAGAUGAUGCGUGGUGGCAAGCCCUAG
This is a messenger RNA of Aspergillus tanneri, 786 nucleotides long. RefSeq names its product oxidoreductase, short-chain dehydrogenase/reductase family. The record is from RefSeq and is a predicted model, not a curated record. Bases 1 to 786 code for a protein of 261 amino acids. The transcript is spliced from 4 exons. Gene Ontology annotation, molecular function: oxidoreductase activity. NCBI's taxonomy places the organism in Eukaryota, Fungi, Ascomycota, Eurotiomycetes, Eurotiales, Aspergillaceae.